CUGCGGCGGUCGGCUGUUCGGCGGCCCUUCGGCGCCUCUUUUCCUCACCGCUCCGCUACCUCACGCAGCAUGUCGGGCCGCGGCAAGACGGGCGGCAAGGCCCGCGCCAAGGCCAAGUCGCGCUCGUCGCGCGCCGGCCUCCAGUUCCCGGUGGGCCGCGUGCACCGGCUGCUGCGGAAGGGCCACUACGCCGAGCGGGUGGGCGCGGGCGCGCCGGUGUACCUGGCCGCGGUGCUCGAGUACCUCACCGCGGAGAUCCUGGAGCUGGCGGGCAACGCGGCCCGCGACAACAAGAAGACGCGGAUCAUCCCCCGCCACCUGCAGCUGGCCAUCCGCAACGACGAGGAGCUCAACAAGCUGCUGGGCGGCGUGACGAUCGCGCAGGGGGGCGUCCUGCCCAACAUCCAGGCCGUGCUGCUGCCCAAGAAGACCAGCGCCACCGUGGGGCCGAAGGCGCCCGCCGGCGGCAAGAAGGCCACGCAGGCCUCUCAGGAGUACUGAGGCGCCCGCCCGUCGCCGCCGCCCCGGGCCGCCCGGCCCGCCCCGCGCCACCACAAAGGCCCUUUUCAGGGCCACCACCGCCCUCACCGAAAGAGCUGGCC
Talpa occidentalis (Iberian mole) is the source of this 602-nucleotide messenger RNA. RefSeq names its product histone H2AX. Gene Ontology annotation, cellular component: nucleosome. Gene Ontology annotation, molecular function: DNA binding; protein heterodimerization activity; structural constituent of chromatin. The record is from RefSeq and is a predicted model, not a curated record. The transcript has a single exon. Bases 70 to 501 code for a protein of 143 amino acids. Lineage: Eukaryota; Metazoa; Chordata; Mammalia; Eulipotyphla; Talpidae. Gene Ontology annotation, biological process: DNA damage response.